CCUUCCCUCAAACUCUCUCUCUCUCUCUCUCUCUCUCUCUCAUUCAUUUUUCCCGCAGUUUUUCUUAAAUGAUAUUAACGCUUUUUCCUUCAUUUUCACUUUAUUUUUCUAAAUCGACUCUUUCAUAAUUAAUGAUUUAUUUAUUUAUUUUGCAGGGUUCUCUUGAAGCUUGUUUCCGGGAAGGUUCUGUUAAACUUUGUUCAGCUUAAUUCGUACAAGAUUUCUCUGCUGGAGGAAAACGCGGGUGGACAGCAAAAACGCAUGUUGCGAAUGUAGUUUUAGGUCUAAUUGGAAAAACACAUAUUAAAGAACAAAAUUCUUUUGGCUGAAAAAUUGGGAUUUUGUCAUUGAUGCUGGAUCAUCAUUUGGCACUAGAGCAUAAUAACAAUCUCAUCAUGGGCCAUGGUCAUAAUUCAGGGUUUGAACAGACCCAUGAUAUUGACAUGGACUUAGGUGACGGCCAUGACCAUGGCUUGGGUUUAGGACAUACCCAUGGACUAGCUCUUGGGUUGACAUAUGAACACGGAAUGGCUCCUCAACAUGCAGAUGUUGCAAAUUGUGAAGAAGAUGGUUUAGAAUUGGACGGAAAUAAAGAUUAUGUAGCUGAUCAAGAACUUACUGAUGCUGAAAACCAUAAUGAUGAAUUGGCUCAUACAGCUCAGGAUCAUGCCCUUGGUUUAUGUGAUACUCAUGGGUUGGUUGUUGUAGAAAACCAUGAUCUUCAGGUGAGCUUAGAUCUAGCUGUGGACCAGAAUCAUGAGAUGGGUAUCGUACCUGUCUCAGAUAUGGCACCUGAGCUAGUUGGUACUCCUGUCCUCCAGUCCAGAGCCCUAGUUUUGGAUUCUGAUGUCAAACUGACUGUUGGACAAGAGUUUUCUGAUGUCCAUAGUUGCCGAAGAGCACUGAGGGAUGCAGCCAUUGCUCUUCGCUUCGAGAUGCAGACAAUCAAGUCUGACAAAACUCGUUUUACUGCCAAAUGUGCAAGUGAGGGAUGCCCUUGGCGAAUUCAUGCUGCAAAGCUUCCAGGUGUUCCUACCUUCACAAUUAGAACCAUCCAUAAGCCACAUACCUGUGGUGGAAUUACCCAUCUCGGUCAUCAACAAGCCUCAGUGCAGUGGGUUGCAGAGUCUGUUGAACAGCGCCUGAGGGAAAAUCCGAAUUAUAGACCGAAGGAGAUAUUAGAAGAGAUACACCGGGUCCAUGGGAUCGCAUUAUCAUACAAGCAAGCAUGGAGGGGGAGGGAGCGAAUCAUGGCCUCAGUUCGCGGAUCAUUCGAGGAAGAUUAUCGUCUGCUUCCCCAGUAUUGUGACCAGAUAAGAAUGAAAAAUCCAGGAAGUAUGGCGUUCGUUCAUGGGAAUCCUGUUGAUGAUAACUGUUUCCAACGCCUAUUUAUUUCCUUUCAAGCAUCAAUUUAUGGGUUUUUAAAUGCAUGCCGGCCAUUUAUAGGACUUGAUAGGACUCCUUUGAAAAGCAAAUACCUUGGGACGUUACUUUUUGCCUCUAGUUUUGAUGGAGAUGGUGCUUUGUUUCCUUUGGCAUUUGGGGUGGUUGAUGAGGAAAAUGAUGAUAACUGGAUGUGGUUCCUUUCUGAGCUGCAUAACCUGCUUGAAAUUAAUGCAGAGAACAUGCCAAGGCUUACACUUUUGUCUGAUAGGAAGAAAGCAAUCGUGGAUGGAGUAGAAGCAAACUUCCCAACUGCUUUCCAUGGGUUUUGCAUGCACCAUCUUAGUGACAGUUUCCAGAAGGAGUUCAACAGUGCCAUUCUCAUCAAUCUUCUUUGGGAGGCUGCUCAUGCUCUCACUAUCAUUGAGUUUGAAGCCAAAAUCCUUGAGAUUGAAGAGAUCUCACAGGAUGCUGCCUAUUGGAUUCGACGAAUCCCACCUCGCUUGUGGGCCACUGCGUAUUUUGAGGGAACAAGAUUUGGCCAUCUGACAGCUAAUAUAGCUGAAUAUUUGACUACUUGGAUAGUUGAAGCUUCUGGGCUUCCAAUCAUUCAAAUGAUGGAGUACAUUCGUCGGCAGCUGAUGACUUGGUUUAAUGAGCGCCGUGAAGCAAGCAUGCAGUGGACAACUAUACUUGUUCCUUCUGCCGAACGGCGCGUGUCAGAUGCCAUUGAGUGUGCACAUAACUACCAAGUGCUCCGAGCAAAUGAAGCUGAAUUUGAAGUCAUAUCACAUGAAGGCUCACAUAUAGUGGACAUUCGAACCCGUUGCUGUUCAUGUCGUGGAUGGCAACUUUGUGGGCUGCCUUGUGCUCAUGCUGUGGCAGCUCUUCUUUCUUGCAGGCAGAAUGUUUAUCGAUUUACUGAAAGUUGUUUCACAGUGGCAAAUUAUCGCAAGGCAUAUUCACAAACGAUACACCCAAUCCCAGAUAAAACAAUGUGGAAGACGUCAGAGGUAUUUCAGAAUGACGGGGAUAAAGAUGUUGAGGUGGUCAUAAACCCGCCAAAAUCACUCCGGCCACCUGGACGACCAAGGAAACGGCGAGUUCGUUCAGAGGAUGGUGGUCGUGUGAAACGCGUUGUGCAUUGCAGCCGCUGCAAUCAGACUGGCCAUUUUCGAACAACAUGUGCAGCACCUAUAUAGAGAGAGAUUUGUCUAGCUCUAGUUUUUAGCUGCCUUUGUUUUCAGAAUUUUUUCCUUAAUUAUUUCAUAGGAUUCUCUAUAGAAAUAUUCAGCUUAGAUAGGCGACAGCUUCACAUGUCCACUCCAUUGUUUGUUUUAAAUAUUGGCUAUUGCAUUGUUUC
This is a messenger RNA of Juglans microcarpa x Juglans regia, 2746 nucleotides long. RefSeq lists its product as uncharacterized. The transcript has 4 exons. The coding region runs from base 351 to 2585 and encodes 744 amino acids. NCBI's taxonomy places the organism in Eukaryota, Viridiplantae, Streptophyta, Magnoliopsida, Fagales, Juglandaceae. The record is from RefSeq and is a predicted model, not a curated record. Gene Ontology annotation, molecular function: zinc ion binding.